Messenger RNA from Botrytis cinerea B05.10, 1181 nucleotides. RefSeq lists its product as hypothetical. NCBI's taxonomy places the organism in Eukaryota, Fungi, Ascomycota, Leotiomycetes, Helotiales, Sclerotiniaceae. Bases 294 to 1055 code for a protein of 253 amino acids. The record is from RefSeq and is a predicted model, not a curated record. The transcript has a single exon.
GCCUCAGGGGUGACUCGACCAAACAGUCAAAGUCCGAAGUCCAGUUUUCCAUCAAGUCAUUUUCAGAAAAUUACAAUAGAUGAUUGCAACUCUCGACCCCGCAAUGUAUCAUUUGUCACCACUCAAAAUCACUCAAGUUGUUAAUCGGAAUGAUCUUUCCAGUGUCAUUUCAUGAGCCAUCUUAAUGAGCGCAAUAUUAUCCACAGUAUUUUAAACAUUCAAACUUGAUUUCGUGCUCAAAGCAUACCGAAUGUAUAAUUUUAAACCAGUCGUUCAGAUCACUUGACAUUGAGAUGGCUCUUGAAUAUUGCUCAAAAGAGCAGGAAUAUCCUCAUUGCUUCUACCCUUUUCUUGCAAUUGCAACAUCUACCAUUACUCACACAGGCAUAUUAUUCAAAAGACCGUGGAGAAAAUUGUCACCACCUCCAAAGAAAACUUCAUCAACAACCUCAACUAUGUAUUUAGUUACGAAGACUUCUAGCUACGAAAAUUCAAGUAACGCAUCACACGAUGAAACUCCUGCCGUAAACGGUUUGCGUCCAAAACCAGCAUACACAGUCAAAAUAUUCCCCGCAGCUCACAUCGAGAGUAUUCCAGAAUCUUCACUGGGAGAGAUCUCGACAGAAGUUCAAAAGCUCUAUAUAUGGGCAGCACAUGUCUGGCAUCAUGGAAAUACAAGUCGUCCAAUCUCUGAUGAAUCGGAAGAUUCUAUCUACAGGAGAGAUAAGUGCAAAGACGGAUGUGUUGGCUAUAUCUACUCUUGGACUUGUAAAAAGGGAUGGAAAUAUGGCCAUGUAUUCGUCGACGUGUUAUGUGGAAGUAAAUGCAUAACUUGCCCUGGAAGCAGUGGUUCGAAUUUCCCUACCACGAUACCUCAACUUCAAAGUAAAGAUGGCGCGAGAUCCGGAUAUUGUUAUACAUGUGAAAGUGGAGGAUGGAUGGCCAGAUCCACUAUUUAUAGAUUAAAAGGCUCUGUUGCAGCUGGAUCUGGAAGAGCUACUGUAUUUGAAAGAGUUGAAUAUGGGAUCGGAAGGCCUCUCAUGUACGGAUUAUAGGGAUAAUGGACAUGGAAGAUUAGAGGAGGUACGUAAGCUUUACGAUUAGAAGACCGGUUUUACGUGGAGUGAAAUGUUAUGUUGCGUCAGGCGCGGGAUGACAUUCUCCAAAUAGAUGGUGUUACA